GAGACGCUCCGGGUGCGUGAAGCAUCUCCGGUGCCGCGUGUGUUCCUCCUGCUGCGGGUCUGAUCCGGUGCCGCGUGUGUUCCUCCUGCUGCGGGUCUGAUCCGGUCCUGCCUCCCGGACCGGCGCUCCUCUGGAAACAGCGCGUCCUCUGUGAGCCGGGAUGGGCGGAGCCGUGGUGGACGACGCGCCCCCCGGGGUGAAGGCUCCGGACGGAGGCUGGGGCUGGGCGGUGCUGGCCGGCUGCUUCGUCAUCACCGGCUUCUCCUACGCCUUCCCCAAGGCGGUGAGCGUCUUCUUCAAGGAGCUGAUCCACGAGUUCCACGUGGGCUACAGCGACACGGCCUGGAUCUCCUCCAUCCUGCUGGCCAUGCUGUACGGCACAGGCCCCCUCUGCAGUGUGAUGGUCAACAAGUUCGGCUGCCGGCCGGUGAUGAUGGUGGGAGGACUCUUCGCCGCUCUGGGGAUGAUCCUGGCCUCCUUCGCCACCAGCAUCAUGCACAUCUACAUCUGCGGCGGCGUCAUCACAGGUCUGGGCCUGGCGCUGAACUUCCAGCCGUCUCUGAUCAUGCUGAACCGGUACUUCAGUGAGAAGCGUCCUCUGGCCAACGGGCUGGCGGCGGCCGGCAGCCCGGUGGCGCUGUGCUGCCUGUCUCCGCUGGGACAGGUCCUGCAGUACCACUACGGCUGGAGGGGGGGCUUCCUCAUCCUGGGGGGCAUGCUGCUGAACUGCUGUGCCUGCGGGGCCCUCAUGAGGCCCCUGCUGCCCCCCAAGAAGACCCCGGCGCUGGAGGACAGCGCCGCCGAGGACAAACCCAAGCCCAAGAAGAAGCUGCUGGACUUCAGCGUCUUCAAGGACAGGGGCUUCGUCGUCUACACGGUGGCGGCGUCCGUCAUGGUGCUGGGUCUGUUCGUGCCCCCCGUCUUCGUGGUCAACUACGCGAAGGGCCUCGGGAACGAGGACACCAAGUCGGCGCUGCUGCUGACCAUCCUGGGCUUCGUGGACAUGUUCGCCCGGCCGGCGUCGGGACUGAUCGCCGGCACCAAGUGGAUGAGGCCCCGGAGCAUCUACCUGUUCAGCUUCGCCAUGCUCUUCAACGGCUGCACCGACCUGGUGGGGUCGCAGGCAGACAACUACCCCGGCCUGGUGGUGUUCUGCAUCUUCUUCGGCAUGUCGUACGGCAUGGUGGGGGCGCUGCAGUUCGAGGUGCUCAUGGCCAUCGUGGGAACGGACAAGUUCUCCAGCGCCAUCGGCCUGGUGCUGCUGAUGGAGGCCAUCGCCGUGCUGGUGGGACCGCCCGGAGCAGGUCUCCUCCUGGACCGCACCAAGCAGUACAUGUACGUGUUCCUGCUGGCGGGCUGCGAGGUGACGCUGUCCGCCCUCAUCAUGGCUCUGGGCAGCUUCUUCUGCAUCAAGAAGCAGCAGAAGAACCCGGGCGGCGGCGAGGAGAUGGCCAUGUCCGCCGUGGAGAAGGAGGGGCUGCAGAACGGAGCCGGGGAGCACGUGGAGAACGGGGACGCCGCCGCGGAUCCCGGCGGCGAGGAGGAGCCGAGAGGCCGCGAGAACGGAACGUGUUCUGCAGAGUGAAGGAGGAACUGGUCCUGGAGAACGUCACAGCAGACCAGCGGCAGGAUGAAGAAUCAGAUUAAUGUUUGAGUUAGAACUCUCCCGUCAGGUGAGGGAGGAUGAACUUUGACCUUUCAGAUUUCUCCUGUCUCCUUUUAGUCGGGUGGAAAACAUGUUCGAGGCUCCUGAAGAUUUCAAAUUCCUCUAGAGAGUGAAACCAAAUUAGACCUUUUAGAUUGCGUUCAGCUUCAGUUACAUGAAAACCCCGAAAUGUACAGAUUGGAAUCAGAUUUCUGAACCUUAUUGACCAAAGACGUUAAAACACUUUCCACUCAGAAAUUCAUUUAGAGCCACUAAACAUGUUCAGCCUUGAAGACGGAGAACCAUAGAAAUUUUAGCACAGCUUUUGUUGAAUUUUAUGUGGUUUAACUUUUAUUAAAAACUGUUGACGUUUUUAGUUUUUUGGUGUUAAACAUUUUUAGCUACUUCUAGAAAUUUAUGCCAUUUCAUCAUUUAGUUUUUUUUUUUUUUUUUUCAGUUGAAGCUGAUUUAGUCGUUCCUAUUUUAUCAGUUUUAAGUGACAUUAUCCACCUCAGAGUGUGUGAGGCAGGUUUUAGUUCAGUACUGAACUUUCCAAUUAAAACUUCACAUCUGACUCCUCCAGCUGAAAGACAGGAGCCGCAGUUCAGUGACAAUCAAACAAGUUUAUUCGCCUAUAAUUCAGCGAAAGCCUCUAGAGCCACUUGUGGCUGCACAGGUGCAGGUUAUGUGUCUCAGUACGUCCGUGGACUUGGUUAUUGUAGUAAAAACGUCUCUAUGUACGGUGGACUCUGAUACACCCAAAGUGCAAUUAAACCCUAAAAAAUGAAGCUGUUCAGUGACUGUACUGUUUUUCGUAGCAGCUGACUGAAACAUGCAGUGUUCUAUUUAUUCCAGCCGUUCAGAUGAGUUUAGGCAGCUGACUCUUACCGACCUGUUCACGGCUUUCUGCAGUUCAACCAUUUCCCUCUGGAGUCCUGGAGGUGUGAAGUGGAGCCGUUUGGCUCGGCUCAGUGUGGAGUCCUGGUGCACCGACACCAGCCGUCUGAUCAAACCACAAACUGUUCUGUCAAUAAACA
Salarias fasciatus (jewelled blenny) is the source of this 2682-nucleotide messenger RNA. Its product is annotated as monocarboxylate transporter 4-like. Gene Ontology annotation, molecular function: lactate:proton symporter activity. The transcript has 6 exons. Lineage: Eukaryota; Metazoa; Chordata; Actinopteri; Blenniiformes; Blenniidae. Gene Ontology annotation, biological process: monocarboxylic acid transport; transmembrane transport. The record is from RefSeq and is a predicted model, not a curated record. Bases 161 to 1585 code for a protein of 474 amino acids. Gene Ontology annotation, cellular component: basolateral plasma membrane.